GAUCGCGGCAUUACUUUCGGCUGCACUCGCAGUAAUCGCAGCGACGGUGACGUCGGACUACGACUUCAGACAUUGACAGUAACUUGGCGAAAAGUUCUACUAUGGAGUCUUUAGAACAAAUGCCAAAAUCUGAUACUAUAAGACUUCGCGAUCGUCACAUCGGACAGUCGUGUAAGUUGUUUUAUAAAUCGAAUCCAUUAAAAAUUGUGAGAGCCGAAGGGCAAUAUAUGUACGAUGAGAAGGGCAAUCGAUACUUGGACUGCAUAAAUAAUGUCGCACAUGUUGGCCAUUGUCAUCCGGAUGUGGUGCGAGCCGGGCAGGAACAGAUGACCUUAUUGUGCACGAACAAUCGUUUCCUUCACGACAACCUGGUGAUAUGCGCGAGUCGACUGGCGUCGCUCUUGCCGGAACCGCUGUCCGUCUGCUUCCUGGUGAACUCCGGGAGCGAGGCUAACGAUCUCGCUCUCCGCCUCGCUCGAACGCACACAAAGUGUAAGGAUGUCAUCGCGUUGGAUCACGCUUAUCAUGGACAUCUCACUACGAUAAUCGACAUCUCGCCAUACAAAUUCAACAAGCCUAACGGCACCGGCAAAAAGGAUUGGGUACACGUGGCUCCCUGUCCGGAUGUGUACCGUGGCAAAUAUCGCGCCAUCGAUUACGUGGACGAAGAUCUCGGUUUUAAAUACGCCGAGGAUGUAAAACAAAUCUGCGAGGACAUCAAAGCCAAAGGACGCGGAGUUUGCGCUUUUAUCGCGGAAAGUCUUAUAUCGGUCGGUGGUCAGAUUUUACCGCCACAGAAUUACUUCCGAAACGUAUAUAAGCAUGUACGUGAAGCGGGAGGUGUCUGUAUCGCGGAUGAGGUCCAGGUCGGUUUCGGGAGAGUCGGCACUCACAUGUGGGCUUUUCAAUUAUACGGUGAGGAUGUUGUUCCAGAUAUAGUCACGUUGGGCAAGCCCAUGGGUAACGGUCAUCCCGUUGCGGCUGUCAUCACUACGCCUGAAAUCGCGCGCAGCUUUCGCGAUACUGGAAUUGAAUACUUCAACACGUACGGUGGCAAUCCCGUAUCCUGCGCGAUGGCGAACGCGGUGAUGGAAGUCAUAGAACGCGAGAAUCUUCAGGAGAACGCCUUGCAAGUAGGCAAUCAUCUGAUCGCGGAAUUGGAGAAAUUGGCGAAACGACGAAAGAUUAUCGGCGAUGUGCGCGGUGCUGGAUUAUUCGUGGGCAUUGAGUUAGUUCGCGACAGAAUGAAGAGGAUACCGGCGACGGCGGAGGCAAAGCAUGUUGUAUCGAGGAUGAAGGAGAACAAGGUCCUCAUCAGUAGCGACGGACCUGAUAACAAUGUUCUAAAAUUAAAACCGCCAAUGGUUUUCUCUAUCGAGAAUGUCAACCAUUUCGUAUCCGUUCUCGAUGAAGUACUUGAAGAAGUCAAUAUCGAUUUCGACGAGGAGCCGAAAACUACUACAACUAUUAUCAAAGCAACGAUCUCCUCCAUAGAAGUCGAUACAAGCACCGCAGUGAACAGCGGAAAUUCACUACUUGUUCGUGCUAGUUAAUAAUAUAUCUGCAAAUAUUGCAAAUUCUAAAUUUUUACUAAUUUUAUAUGUAUUAAAGUAUUAUUAUUUUUAAGGUAAUUAAGAUAAUUAUUAUCGUUUAUCACGCAUGCAUAUAGUACAUACAUAUGCAGCUUCAUUAAAA
Messenger RNA from Cataglyphis hispanica, 1695 nucleotides. RefSeq names its product alanine--glyoxylate aminotransferase 2-like. Gene Ontology annotation, cellular component: mitochondrion. Bases 102 to 1553 code for a protein of 483 amino acids. NCBI's taxonomy places the organism in Eukaryota, Metazoa, Arthropoda, Insecta, Hymenoptera, Formicidae. The transcript is spliced from 9 exons. Gene Ontology annotation, molecular function: pyridoxal phosphate binding; transaminase activity. The record is from RefSeq and is a predicted model, not a curated record.